AUGGCUUCAGCGCGCGCAGCGUGUGCUUGUGUGGUCGCCUCGCCUCACUCUCAUGCAUCAUGGCCUCGAAUGCAACGAUUGCAGACGCCAUGCCUAAAGGAAAGCUUUGCUCAGGGAGCCAUGAUGGGCGCCACCGUUGGUGCCAUUCGCUUUGUGCGAUCAAAAUACAUUGUCUCAGCACUCAAGUGGGGCACCGCCACCUUUAUGCUCUCAACCAUGGCUGCGCUCGAGUUUUGUCGCUACAACCGGCAAGCUUCAGAGAGUCGUUUGGAUAAAACCGUGGCAGCCAUGAAUGAGUAUAACCGUGCCAAGGCUGGCAAGCAAUUGCCCUACCCACACGACCGAGAUGUGACCUCCAAGUAG
This is a messenger RNA of Monosiga brevicollis MX1, 363 nucleotides long. RefSeq lists its product as uncharacterized. Bases 1 to 363 code for a protein of 120 amino acids. Lineage: Eukaryota; Choanoflagellata; Craspedida; Salpingoecidae. The transcript has 3 exons. The record is from RefSeq and is a predicted model, not a curated record. Gene Ontology annotation, biological process: mitochondrial respiratory chain complex IV assembly. Gene Ontology annotation, cellular component: mitochondrial inner membrane; mitochondrion.